AAUCAUCUCCAGUACAUGGAACCAACAAAUGCCACUGAUGUUUCAGAAUUUCUCCUGCUGGGCUUGUCAGAAGACCUACAACUUCAGACUCUGAUUUUUGGGCUCUUCCUCUCCAUGUACCUGCUCACUGUGUGGGGAAACCUUCUCCUCAUCCUGGCCGUCAGCUCAGACUCCCACCUCCACACCCCCAUGUACUUCUUCCUCUCCAACCUGUCCUUGGUGGACAUUGGUUUCACCUCCACCACUGUCCCCAAGAUGUUGCACAACAUCUGGACACGGAGCCAAGCCAUCACCUACGCGGGCUGCAUUACCCAGAUGUACUUUUUCAUACUUUUUGCAGCACUGGACAUCUUCCUGCUGACCGUGAUGGCGUAUGACCGCUAUGUGGCCAUCUGUCACCCCCUGCACUACACGGUCAUCAUGAACCCCAGGCUCUGUGGGCUGCUGCUUCUAGGGUGCUGGGUCCUGAGUGCCCUGAACUCCUUGCUAGAAAACUUAUUGGUGUUGAAUCUGUCCUUCUGCACGGAAGUAACCAUCCCUCACUUCUUUUGUGACUUCAACCUGGUACUCCAGCAAGCCUGUUCCGACACCUUCCUCAACGAUACGGUCAAAUACAUUGUUGUGGUCCUGAUGGGCGGUGGCCCAUUCAUUGCGAUUCUCUCCUCUUACUUUAAGAUCUUGACCACCAUCCGUAGAAUCUCUUCAGCUCAGGGGAAGUCUAAAGCCUUCAAUACCUGUGCCUCUCACCUCUCUGUUGUCUCUCUGUUUUUCUGUUCCGCCCUCGGAGUCUACCUCAGCUCAGCCAUGCCCCACAGCUCACGUUCAAGUGCCGUCACUUCUGUGCUGUACACCGUGGUCACCCCCAUGCUGAACCCCUUCAUCUACAGCCUCAGGAACAAAGACAUCAAGAGGGCAUUGAGAAGUGUCCCGGAGACUGCAGCUAUAAAGUUUCCAGUCAUCUUGUUGUUGAAGAAAUGA
Messenger RNA from Erinaceus europaeus (western European hedgehog), 978 nucleotides. Its product is annotated as olfactory receptor 7A17-like. Gene Ontology annotation, molecular function: G protein-coupled receptor activity; olfactory receptor activity. The record is from RefSeq and is a predicted model, not a curated record. NCBI's taxonomy places the organism in Eukaryota, Metazoa, Chordata, Mammalia, Eulipotyphla, Erinaceidae. The coding region runs from base 16 to 978 and encodes 320 amino acids. Gene Ontology annotation, biological process: G protein-coupled receptor signaling pathway. The transcript has a single exon. Gene Ontology annotation, cellular component: membrane.